Lobosporangium transversale is the source of this 831-nucleotide messenger RNA. Its product is annotated as protein-tyrosine phosphatase-like protein. Gene Ontology annotation, biological process: negative regulation of MAPK cascade; protein dephosphorylation. The annotation marks the transcript as partial. The record is from RefSeq and is a predicted model, not a curated record. Gene Ontology annotation, cellular component: cytoplasm. Gene Ontology annotation, molecular function: MAP kinase tyrosine/serine/threonine phosphatase activity; protein tyrosine/threonine phosphatase activity. Lineage: Eukaryota; Fungi; Mortierellomycota; Mortierellomycetes; Mortierellales; Mortierellaceae. The transcript has 4 exons.
CCCUUGGUCCUAGACCUCCGUCCAAAUCCAGACUUUGAUCCCAUCUCGAUCGUCCACUCCAUCAACAUAAAUUUGCCAACGCUCUUAAUGAGAAGAUACCGUAGAGGAGGCGCAAUGUCUUCGUUUGCACUCGAGUCCUUUAUCACCAUGCCUUCUGAUAAAGACCUCUACCAUGUGAUCCUUGAUGGCUGGCGUCUGGACCAAGAUCACAAUGCAUGGACCUUGGUCAGUGUCCUUGAAAGAGGUGGAGGAAAUUGUGGUGGACCCAUCCGACUGUGGUACCUUGAAGGCGGGUUCGAAGCGUUUCAGACUUGGGAUGUCAGCGAAAAGUUCCUAGUCCGCCCUGGCUCAACAUUUGAAAUAAGUGUUACUCAUGAUGGUCAAAAUCAGCAGCAGGAGCAAGGAGCUAUGGAAAUCUCGUGUAUUCUACCCAACUUUUUGUACCUGGGACCUGAGAUCGCGACAGAAGAGCAGGUUUUAGAAUUGGAACGACUGGGCAUUAAGAGAGUGCUGAAUAUGGCCCGUGAAUGUGAAGAUCUCUUGGUGAUGAACCGUCCUGGAAUGGAGUACCAUAAGAUUGGAGUAUUGGACCACAUUGAAGCAGAUGUCAGUGCUGGUCUUUUGCAAGCUGUUGAUAUUAUCUCUGCUUCAAAUGAUGCUCCAAUCUACGUCCAUUGUAAGGCUGGCAAGUCUCGAUCAGUAACAGCCAUUAUUGCAUACUUGAUCACACAGUUGCAUUGGUCAUUGAACAAGGCUUACAAUCAUGUGCUGACUCAACGGCCAUGCAUGUGCCCUAAUAUUGGGUUUGUAACUGAAUUGAUGAGAAUGGAG